Messenger RNA from Lytechinus variegatus (green sea urchin), 4485 nucleotides. RefSeq lists its product as uncharacterized. Bases 1017 to 3932 code for a protein of 971 amino acids. Lineage: Eukaryota; Metazoa; Echinodermata; Echinoidea; Temnopleuroida; Toxopneustidae. The record is from RefSeq and is a predicted model, not a curated record. The transcript has 2 exons.
UAAGUAGGUCAGUUCUGUGCAUUGCGAGGUUUGUUGAAAAGCUUGAGCAUAUGUCCAAACACUAAAAUGGAUAAGAAAAUGAAUAGAAAGUGUGUACUUUAGCUGAUGAGGUGAUGUAAUCCGUCUUGAUAAAUUUUGUUUUUGUGUAGGGGAGCAUUUUUUGAAACACAUAAACAGUGCAAAAGGUAUUGCUGAACAUCUUCAACAGCACAGGGAAGAUCAAGGUGGUGCAGUGUUUCUAGAGAGAUGGAACCUAGUACUUGGCAACAACUUUAUCAGCAAGAAUGACCUUGAUAGAUUGUGCCCAAUUCCUGAAGGAAAAGAGAUAUGCAUGCCAUACCAAUACCAGUUUCACCUUGAGAGACAACAUGAUGAGUAUCUGUCACAUUGGCUGAAGCAGGCAAUCAGAGAGGAAGUAAUUGGUAGUGAUAGCUUGUGCUACCAGGAAAUUGAGGCACGCCUGACAACACUGCUUAAGUCCCCAAAGAGCAUAAAGUGGCAAACAUGGCCCACAUUGAAUGCUUUCUGUCAGGCCUUCUUUGAUGUUGCAGGUGAGCGUGCUUUUAAGUUUUACACUGGCUCAGCAAAUUGUGGUAAGGCUCAAAAUGCUGGAGUCAGAGCUAAUACCACAUUGAACCACCCAGCACCAAAUCACAGAACCAUGAAACGAUGGAAACCAGCUGCAAACUUUGAUGGUGGUCCAUGUCCAGCCAGAAUAGGAACUGUCUCUGAACUGCUACAACAGUCAAGGUUGGCUUUUAUCCAUAGAUGGAGAAGAUAGUACUGUUUACCCAGUGGUAUGUGGAUAUGACGGGCAGCCUCUAAACCAGGGUACAUUUGUUCGCUGGCAACCAGACAGCAAGUCCUAUAUUGUGGAUGGUGUUAGACCCCAACUGACAUAUGAUGAAAUUGCAGAAGCAGGCACAGAGAAUUUCUCAUCAUAUGUAAAGCAGAAAUGCAGAUUUGUUUCUGAAGUUGUAGAGUUUUAUGUAAUUGAUGUGAAGGGGUUGAUUGCUAUGAAUGUUGGGACAGUUUUUUCAACUGGUGGAAUGAAGCAUGCAGAUGUACGUCAGCAUUUGAAAACGAUGCUUCAAGCAGUUCAAACCUGUUCUGAGUGCAUAACAAGUAAGGCCAAAGAAUGCACUUACCGCAAUCAGCAAGAAUCAUGCAACAGAUGCAGGAGUAGAAAUCUCCAAUGUGUUCGUUUGAUGGUUGUCCACUGUUAUGCAGACAUGGCUGCAUCUCAACGAGUUGCCCAUGAAGAUCUGAUGAAAGAAGCUGGAUGUCAACUUGCAAUACCACAAUACACACAAUUUGGUUUUGGCAUGCUUCAUAUGUGUAAGGCGUUAGUAGGAUACGUACGCAACUAUCGCAUCACUGAUGGAAAUGAAAUCUUUUGCAUCAACAUGCUUGUUGCUCUCUGGCUUUCAUCCACACAUGCAUCAACCCUCUUGUGUGGUAUCAACUCCAAAGUAUUUUCCUAUAGAGACAGGCACUCCGAUGAUUUGGCAUACUCGACCGUUUGCCAAAGAGUUGAAGAUGCACUUGUUGCAGCCAAUUCUGUGGUGGUUACUGUUGCUCCUGAACAGUACCGUCCAUGGUCACAGGAGGCCAAAGAUCACAACGAUAUGAAACUGGGUAGACCUCUGUUCAUCACUGUAAAUAAGCAGGGCCAUUGUCUGUGGAGUGAUCCAGUUGCUGACUGUGUCUUCAUGGGAAAUCGACACAAUCCCAUGAAAGUAAAACCACUUGGACAGCCAAAUGCUCCUGGACGUGCUAGUCAUCAAGUACUACCAGUAACCGCUGCACAAUAUAACCGGCCUACUGGACUGAAGGUCUUUGCAGCUUCUAACAAGGGUGAAGUGUGCCUUAUCUCAGAUAGUGGCAAUAAAGCUCUGCGUGUUGUAGAUAAAUGCCAUGACAUCCAUGCUAAGCAAAAAGUUGCUACGGUGGAAUUAAAUAAUGCUCCUGACGGAUUCCAACCAUAUGCGCUUGAGGUGAUAAGCCCAGCAUAUCCAACAACCAUUGCUGCUGUGAGUGACACUAAUGCCAAGGUUAUUCACAUGAUACGGAUCAACCUUGAUUCCUACCAUGGUCAACUGGUUAAAACAAUUGAAGGAUUCUGCGUCCAACCAUCAGGCCUUGCACUCUUGACCAAAACUCCACCAAGCCUCCUGGCAGUUGACCAUACAGAGAUCAAAAUGGUGAACUAUGAAACGGGUGUUAUAAAAACGUUCAUAUCUGGAUUGCACCCCUCAACUGAUGUAUCAGUAAGCAGAAGUAAGAAGCUGGCUGUGUCUACCCCAGUGCGGAAUAAGAUAUAUGUAUAUGACAUGUUCACCAUAGAUGCAGGAGCAAUUGAAGUAUGGGGCUCUGGACAGAAAGGAAAUGAAGAUGGUACUGUGGCAGAUGCCUCAUUUGAUGAGCCUGUGGGAGUUGCAUUUGAUGGAGAUGUCCUGUUUGUUUCAUGCUUUGGAGGGGAACAUGGUGGAUGUGUCAAGUUUGUUUCUGGUAUUUCCUUUGCAGUAUCCUAUAUCCAGCAUGUACGAGAAUUAUACCACUUUGCAGGAUUUGUUGCAAGGAAGGAUUCCAGAAAGGAGGAUGCAAGGCAGAUGAGACGAGGCAAAUUUCUGCUAGGGGUCAGAAAAUUCCAGGAAUCCAUAGAAUUUCUUCAGGCCAUCAAUGAAAGACGACAAAAUGCAUUGAGCAAUGGGGCAACACCAAAGUAUGUAGAUUCCAGCUGUGGAGGUAUAUACCCAAAGACUCUGGAUUGCCUUCUGAUGACUUUAUCAAGCUUGAGGACACACAUCACAUCAUUUGAAGAGAUGCUACCGGACACUAUAGAUGACCUUUCUUUGUAUGCCUUCGUCAAUGAGGCAGUUGUAGAGCAUGGGUUUGGAGAAAGAGGUGCACACAGCUCACAAUACAGACAUCCAAGUCAUGAGCAGUAUUGCCACAUCAAAACCAACAGUGAAGGCAACUACAUCCGCAAGAUUUGCAGUGUGAAGUAUUCACACUUCACAACAGAGGAGAAACAAUAUCAGCACCCAAGGAAGUGUGAUAUUUCUGCUGAUAUUGUCAUUUCUCAGUUGCAUGAGCGGUUGAAGAAUUACACAAACCUGUGCGAGCCCACACAGGAAAGCAAGGAAGACUACAAGAAGUUGAAGAAGUUAAACCGGAUAUAUAGACCACAGCCUACACAAACAGUCCGGGAAAAAUACAAGGCCAAAAAUGGGUAUGCCCCAGUAACAGUGCAAAGGAAAGAUGUGCCAUCAGAAUCCUACAUGUCACAAAGGAAUUUGUCUGCACUUACAUCUUUCCAAGGGACACUCAGUAAAACAAGAAAGACACAGCUGAACACUGAAGACUUUCUACUGAUGCGUGGUGACAUAGUUCCCGUUCUUGCAGGUGCUAACUAUGCCCAUGAUGGUCCUCAAAUAGAUAACUGGUGGCUUCUCCAAGUUACAGAGCCAGUUUUGGCUAGGGACAUUGGUGAGAGAACCAGGGUUACCGACAUGUGGCUAGAUAAAGUGGCUGUUAACUAUGAUGGUACAAACACCUUCAAACUACUGGAUGAUACGACAGUGAAAAUCCCUUUUGGAUCGCUUAUAAAGGAUAUAGAAGAUGGCGAUCCAUUGGUAGUACCAGUUGAUGUUUUUUCAACAGAAUUUGACGCAGAUAAUAUGGACAAGCUAGUGUACUCAUUCCACCCAGAGUAUAUACAGCAACUUGAUGAUCUUGGAGAAGAAGCACAGUACCAGCUGAAUCAAGAUAACGAAUCAGAUUUGGAAGAAGAAGAAGAUGAUGAUGUUAAUCAGCAAAACCGUCAGCAUCAGCAUCUCCUAAUACUUGAACAGAGGCGUUCAAGAGCUAUUUCUUCCAAGGGACGUCAAUUUACAAGCUAUUUGGACUUGCUCAAGCACAAAAAUUAAUGGUGAUGCAUAUUUGUUUUUAGAAAUAAGUGGAUUUUGUUUUUUAUCGUGCAGAAGAAGCGAUAGACCUGUCUGCAAAAUGUUAUGUAUAAAAAUAUGAGAAGGCAGACAGACAACACAAGUAUCUGACAAGGUGAAUCAGAUGAAGAUGAAGGAGAAGAAGAGGAAAAGAAGAAGAUGACCAAGAUGUUAAUGAGCAAAAACCAUAAGCAUUAGCAUCUAAUACUGGAACAGUGGCAUUUGAGACUAAGUUUUUCCCAGAGACAUCAAUUUUCAAGCUACUCAGACUUACUCAAGCACAAAAGUUAAUGCUGAUGCCACAUCAAAGUCCACAGUGAAGACAGCUACAUCUGCAAGAUCUGCAUUGUGAAUUAUUCACAUUUCACCUGGUCGUCAAUUACUAACAAUGACCAAUGGUCAGGUCCAUAGUCAAGUAUCACCAGCUAGUUAUCAGUUGCCAACAAUGACCAGUAGUCAGGUCCAUCAUGUGCAUAGUCAAGUAUCACCAGCUAGCCAUCAGUUGCCAACAAUUACCAGUAGUCAGGUCCAUCAU